AUGAGUUCGUGGAUACUCAAGUUGAUGCUGUUGCAACUUCUGAUUGUGUUGAUUCAGAAUGCUGAUUCAGGUUUUGUCAUCAAAUAUCUUCCUGGUUACGAAGGCCCUCUUCCUUUUGAGCUCGAAACCGGGUACAUUGGUGUGGGUGAUGCAGAGGAAGAUCAACUGUUCUACUACUUCAUUAAAUCUGAGGGCAAUCCAAAACAAGACCCACUUCUUGUUUGGUUAACUGGAGGACCUGGUUGCUCUUCUUUCUCUGGUCUUGUUUAUGAAAAUGGGCCUCUUGCUUUCAAGGUUGAGGCCUACCAUGGAAGUAUUCCCUCUUUGGUCUCUACUACAUAUUCAUGGACCAAGGUGGCGAAUAUAAUCUGUUUGGAUAAGCCUGUUGGAGCUGGCUUCUCCUACUCAACAAAUCCAUUUGCUGAUAGACCAAGUGACAAAGGAUCAGUAAAGCGGGUCGAUGAGUUUGUUCGUAAGUGGCUAGCCAAGCAUCCUGAGUAUUUCUCCAACCCUUUCUAUGUCACCGGAAACUCUUAUUCCGGUAAGGUGAUUCCGGCCAUCGUUCAAGAAAUCUCAACUGGGAAUUGUAUAUGCUGCAAACCUCAAAUAAAUCUUCAGGGCUAUGUGCUCGGAAACCCGGUAACAGAUUUCGAUCUUGAUAAUAACACUCACGUUCCAUUUGCUCACGGAAUGGCACUCAUCUCUGAUGAACUCUAUGAGUCGAUGAAGAGUAGCUGUGGAGGAAUUUAUGUUAAUGUGGAUCCUCUUAACAAAGAAUGCUUGAAACUUCUUGAAGAUUUCAAGAAGUCCGUUUCUAGAAUAGAUAUAGAUUUUGUUCUGCAGUCAAUCUGUGACACUACAUCUCCUGAUUGUUAUAGGUAUCGGUUUAUGUUAUCCGAAUAUUGGGCUAAUAACGAGAGCGUACGCAGAGCACUUGAAGUAGUGAAGGGGACGAAAGGGAAAUGGGAACGAUGUAAUGUUAAUGUCAACGGUGAUCACGAUAUGAAAAUCCCUUUUGUUUCAACUCGAGCAUGGAUAAAAUCUCUCAACUAUUCCAUUACUGAUAAAUGGAGACCAUGGAUGAUACUCGAUAAAGUCGCCGGAUACACCCAGACGUAUGCCAAUAAGAUGACAUUUGCCACUGUAAAAGGAGAUGGGCACACGUUAGAUUAUACACCAGAAGAGAAUUCAAUCAUGUUCAAGAGAUGGAUUAGUGGCCAACCUCUCUAA
Messenger RNA from Arabis nemorensis, 1230 nucleotides. The record is from the annotation of a GenBank genome assembly. NCBI's taxonomy places the organism in Eukaryota, Viridiplantae, Streptophyta, Magnoliopsida, Brassicales, Brassicaceae.